Halteromyces radiatus is the source of this 4620-nucleotide messenger RNA. Its product is annotated as SNF2 family N-terminal domain-containing protein. Gene Ontology annotation, biological process: DNA damage response; protein polyubiquitination. Gene Ontology annotation, cellular component: nucleus. Lineage: Eukaryota; Fungi; Mucoromycota; Mucoromycetes; Mucorales; Cunninghamellaceae. The transcript is spliced from 19 exons. Gene Ontology annotation, molecular function: ubiquitin protein ligase activity; ATP binding; ATP-dependent chromatin remodeler activity. The record is from RefSeq and is a predicted model, not a curated record. Bases 64 to 4218 code for a protein of 1384 amino acids.
UUUUUUUUUUUAAUUUUCAUUCCUUUUUAUUCUUUUUUUUUUUAUUUUAUAUAUAUAUCAGUCAUGGAACCCAGAUAUAUUGAAGGAGCUGUUAUACCUCAUGAAUCUUUAUCAACAUGGUAUCAAGAUCGUACAGUACGAAUGACUAGCUCACCAACUAAUGAAAUUAACAAUAACGAUGCUUCCUCGUCUACACCAGUAAAACGCCGCAAAAUUGUAAAGCAACAAUCAAGUCCACCUGUCACCAUUGGUCAACUAGUCUUUCCAGUACAAUUCCCUCCACCAUCUUUCAUGAUCAUUGAUACUAUCAAUCAGGAAUCUUUAUAUGCCUCAUGGUCUCAUUCAAUACAGCAACCCGACUUGGAAAUCGCUUGUUUGAAGGUCUUCACGGCAACUACUCACCAACUAGUUAUGGAACACGAAAUUGUACGCGCACUUGGUUCCAAUGAAACACUCGAUUUUAUGAUGAACGAUGACAACAAUAAAAAUGAUAAUAUUAUGGAUCGUAUGAACAAAUUGACUUUAUUUGCUAAUCUUGCUCGACUGUCAGUGAAUAAAACAGUAACUACACGAAACGUGAUUCUGGCGCAGCAAGAACAAACUAUAAUGAAUGGUGUGAUUACUCUGAAUUUAGCUGCAAACAUAGAUCAAACACAUACACGAAAUGCUCUCUUCUCCAAAGUCUUCCCUUAUCUAUACUACCCUUCUUCUCAUAAUCAUGAUACAUCCAGUGCCACUAUCUCUAUUGAUGAUUUUUAUCGAUAUUUACAACCUCCUGUGUCGAAACAACUCUUGACAAAAUGCCAUACACAAGGAUUACGACCUACUUUGACUCCAUUUCAGUCUCAAAAUGUGGAAUGGAUGGUGAAGAAAGAAGGUUUCACGAUACUUGAUAAUGGUAGUUUACAUGAAAUUCCUAUAGACAAUGAUCAGCUACCUUUCUUUUGGGAGAAAAUCAACACAACAGCAAAUGGACAACACCUAUAUAUAAACCGUGUUACGAAUGAAAUUUCUCAUCAUAUUCCGGUACAUCGACAUACGUUAUAUCAUGGUGGUAUUUUGGCUGAUGAAAUGGGUUUAGGAAAAACUGUUAGUGCUAUUGCUAUGAUCUUACUUAACACUCCAGAAAAAUCCGAUAUCUUCAAUCAUACAAACUCUGGUGAAUUAAGGAAAACGGGUGCAACUCUGAUCAUCACUCCAGCAACAAUUAGUCAUCAAUGGGAAUCUGAAUUCAAGAAACAUGCACCUACAUUAAAAGUAGCAUUCUACCAUGGUAUCAAGAAUAUCCCUCAACAUACUGAAACGGAACAAGUAGCUGACUAUCUAGCAUCCAAUGAUGUAGUUUUGACUACCUACAAUGUUCUAAGAACAGAAAUUCAUUAUUCAAGGCAGAUACAAGAUCGACCACGUAGAUGUGAUAUCAAACAUAAAGUCAGAAAAAGUCCUUUGGUUCAAUUAUUAUGGUGGCGAUGCAUUGUUGAUGAAGCACAAAAAGUGGAAUCACCGGUGACACUCGUGGCAGAAAUGGCAUGUCUCAUUCCUCGUUAUUAUAGUUGGGGAAUUACUGGAACACCUAUCAAUUCAACUAAUUAUUAUGAUCUUUAUGGAUUAUGCAAAUUUGUGGACUAUUUUGAUGGCACGCCUCGUCAAUUUAGGAAUAUGUACUCUACUCCAGCCUUACACUCCACUUUUUUGGAUUUUAUGAAGAAGAUCAUGCGGCGGAAUCUUAAAUCAUUUUUGUAUGAUCAGAUCCAUAUCCCAAAACAACACCGACAAGUCAUUACCAUCUCUUUUUCAACUAUCGAACAACAUUACUACAAUGAUCUUCAGUUAACUUGUCGACAAGAAGCAAAUCCAUCAUGGUUAGACAGCAUUGGAUGGGAAAAGCCAACAGAUACAUCAGAUAUUGCUUAUACAAGAUAUAUUGAUAGUAUGCAAGCAUUACGAAAAUGGCUCAAUACUUUACGUGAAACAUGUGUACAUCCAGCUGUUGUUGGAAGAGAUCAAGAAAAUGUUCGAACAUUAGAUCAAGUACUAAAGAUCAUGAUACAAAAGACAAAGGACAAGGUCGAAGAAGCACAAGCUCAAUUGGCAAAUGACAAGCUCACAUAUGGAGGGAUGCACGAACUUACGCAACAAGGUAAUUGGACAAAACCUUUGUCAAUUUAUUUAGAUUGGAUGCCUCAAGUAGAGAAAAUGGUGAUGGAAUACAAUACAAGAAUUGAUCAAGCUAAAGGCGGGAAUCAGCAGGACAUGGCUACAGAUCCGAUUAUUCCAGGAAUGGAUGAACACAAAAUGACAGACAGCAAUCAAGACACAGAAGAAAAGAGCAAGUUGGUGAUGUCCCUUCAACUGAAACAAGUUAUGUGGCAAAACAUCCUACACCGAUUUUAUUUUUACACUGCUGGUAUUUACCAUAUGUUGGAAGACAAGGAUAAGGAAAAUGAAUAUUAUGAAAAGGCAGCUAGCGUUCGAAGGCAAAUCUUAUCAAAACCCCAAGAAAAGGUACAAGCAUUAGCACUUGAUAUCAAGUCUACGGAGCCUUUAUUAUCGUUAGGCAAGGUUGGGUUUUCUCGUCAGAGGGAAACCAUUUUUUUAUCAACUGAUUUCCUUACAAGGGUGAAUGACCUGGCAGACAUUUUGAAUAAACAGUUGUUAUUGAUUGAAGAAUGGCGAACUCUAUUACGGAAAUAUCUUACAUCCAAUUUGGUAGAUUCGAAUGAGGACGAAAUCAAAGGUGAUGAAUAUGACAAUUCUCUGAUUAUUCAAGAAAAAUGUGACAUAUAUCAAGAUCUCUACCAGGAUAUUCUACGGGACAGGCACUUUUGGAUCAAUGGUGUAUGGUUGACUCAACGAGUAUCCAAUAUCCAAGACGAGAAUAAUGAAAACGGAAUUGAACAUGAGGAAAUCAAGGAUUUACGUGAAAACUUGGAUAAAUUACGACAAAAAGUGGCUCCAAAAGUGAUUGGUUCUGACAAUAUGCGAUCACUCCUCACUGAACUUCGAGAAAUUGCAUCUGGUCCAAAUGUUACUCAUAAGGUGGAAAGUUAUGUUAUUCAAGCAGAAAUGACUCGAUUGGCUGGUGAACUUAAACAACAAAAGGAUUUUCAAGACAAGUUGGAAAUGGAAAGUCGAAAACUUUCAGCUCUAGCCAAUCAUCGUAUUGAAUACUACCGUGCCCUUCAAAAUAUAUCUGAUCAUGUCGAGACUUGGGAAAGCAAAAACCCAUCAGCCAAGAUUCAAUCAUUAGAAUUCCAAAUGGGAAAAUUAGAAAACACCAUUGCUGACCAAUCUUCACGACAAAGGUACCUGGAAAAUAUCGCGAUGGAAAAACAGAAUGAAAAGAACAGUGCUGAAAGCGACAAGGAAUUGUUAUGUUUGAUCUGCAAGGAAAAUUUCACCAAAGGAAUCGUGACUUAUUGUGGCCAUAUGUAUUGCUCUGUCUGUGCUCAUGAAUGGUUUCGCACAAGUAGUCGAUGUCCUCAAUGCAGUUCCACUGUUAGACAUUCUGAAUGGUAUCCUAUUUCAUGGAAAACGGCAGUAUUACAUCAAGGUAAUGUUGCUGACAAUGAUAAAAGGGCUCACCCUACUGAUGAUGUUGGUGGCAUCUCUGUUGAUACAUUGGAAGACAUUAGAAAAGUGUCUAUUGAAGAAGGACUAGGAGCCAAGUUGGACAGCGUGAUUAGGCAUAUCAAGUAUCUACAACAAACAACUAAUGGAAAGUGUCUAGUGUUUUCUCAGUGGAAUCGUAUCCUUGGAUUACUCUCUGAAGGUUUGAAAAGAAACAACAUUGGCUUUGUAAACAUUGCAUCUGGUCCAAAAGAUGAUGAUAUCGUCCGAUUCAAGGAAGAUGAAACUAUUAAUGUCAUGUUGCUACAUGCCCGAAGUCAAUCAAGUGGAUUGACUUUAUUAGAAGCGAAAACUAUUUUUAUAAUUGAACCGGUACUGAAUGAAUCUUUGGAGAAGCAAGCCAUCAGUCGUGUUCAUCGUAUUGGUCAAACAGACGAGACAUCAGUAUUCUGGUAUAUUGUACGGGACACGAUUGAAGAACGGAUACAAAUGAUUCAUGAUGCAACACAACGACAUAGACAAAUUGACAACCUGAUAUUGGAUACCGUUUAUAAACCAGUCAUGGCAUCAAGAUCCGAAGGUGGAGGUGAAUACGUUUCAGAUCAAGACCUUAAAAAAUGCUUUACAGAAUUAGAUAUACCAAUGUAGAAUUUUUUUUUUUGUAUGAUAUUUUCUUAUGAACAACGUUAAUUACUAUUAUUAUUUUGUCGCAAUUCAAAGUUAAUAAACUGUAGGUAUUCUUUUACGUCCUUCUUCUUUCAAAUAUUAUAAUUUUAUCACCUUAUUCAAUAGUGAAAUAGACAUGACUUCAUACUGAAAUACAACUUUUUUUUUUUCAAUAAUGUGCAUAGUCAGUUUGACCAGUAACAAUCAUCAUCCUCUCUUCUCAAAAUCAUGAUCAUCGUUCUUAUCAAUAAAAAUAAGACUAAACCAUAUAAUAAUCAUUCGCCUGAGCAAUUCAAGUUGUGUUCAUUAUCAAUGAUUAUUCUUCAUGAAAAGCUAUUGUAAAAAAAAAAAAAAAAAAAAUUAUAAAAAAAAAAAAAAGAGAAA